UACCUUUUUCUUUUCCUUUGCUUUGUUACCUUGGACUCUUGUUUUUCUUUUAGCUUGAUCUUCUACAUCUCUCUCUCUCUGCUGGUUUCUUCUUGAGCUCCGCUCUCAAGGCAAUUGCCAUGUGGGCGUGUCUUGCGGAGCUAUGCAGAGCCUCUGCCGUUAACUACUCCUACUGGGUUCUCUUGCUCUUGGUAUUCUUGAUCGCAAGUUCCUCUGCUUGCUCUAAUGGAAAUUGCCAGGUCCUAGACGCCUGCGUAGCUGCUUCGGAUUGUGGGCCUGGUUUGUACUGUGGAAACUGCCCUUCCCUUGGCAAGAACCAGCCAUUCUGCACCAGAGGCCGAGCCAUAGUCCCUACUUCCAUCAUUGGCGGGUUGCCCUUCAACAAGUACACAUGGCUGGUGACACAUAAUUCAUUCUCCAUAGUGGAUGCACCACCUUUGCCUGGUGUGCAGAGGUUGACGUUCUACAAUCAAGAAGAUACCGUGACUAACCAGUUGAAGAAUGGGGUGAGGGGACUGAUGCUGGAUAUGUAUGAUUUCGAAAAUGAUAUCUGGCUCUGCCAUUCGUUUCGGGGACAAUGCUUCAACUUCACUGCCUUUCAACCUGCUAUUAAUACUUUAAGAGAAGUGGAAGCAUUCUUGAGCGAAAACCCAAUGGAGAUUGUGACGAUUAUAAUUGAGGACUAUGUGCACACUCCAAAAGGACUGACAACUCUGUUCACAAAUGCUGGUCUAAACAAGUACUGGUUUCCUGUCUCGAAGAUGCCAAAAAAGGGUGAAGACUGGCCCACUGUGGCCGAGAUGGUGCAGAAUAAUUACCGACUUUUGGUUUUCACAUCUGUUGCUGCAAAAGAAGCAGAAGAAGGGGUUGCUUAUCAGUGGAAGUAUAUGGUGGAAAAUGAGUCUGGAGAUCCUGGGGUUGUACGAGGCUCGUGUCCCAACAGAAAAGAAUCGAAACCACUAAAUUCCAAGAGUUCAUCUCUUUUCCUAGAGAACUACUUUCCAACAUACCCAGUGCAAUCUGAUGCUUGCAAAGAACAUUCGACGCCCCUUGCUGAGAUGGUUGUUACCUGUUAUAAAGCUGCGGGGAAUAAAAUGCCUAACUUCCUUGCAGUUAAUUUUUACAUGAGAAGUGAUGGAGGAGGUGUUUUUGAUGCCUUGGAUAGAAUGAAUGGCCAGACACUCUGUGGCUGUAGUACUAUUGCUGCUUGCCAGGCUGGGGCACCCUAUGGGUCUUGCAAAAACAUUAGUGCACCGACUAGAAGUCCAACCACGAAUACUGCCGGAAGCUUUUCUGGAUCUGUUCAGUUUACGAAUUCUGCAACAACUGUCCAUGCCACAAGUUAUUUGAUCAUUUCCACGUUAUAUAUUUCACUUCUUUUUUUUCUACUCGGAAAGUUGCAGCUGCAAGUGGCUAGAUAAUUAGGCUAAAAAGUCAGUCUUGUUUCACCUGAAGGGCUUGAGCUUCUGCUUUUGCAUGCAGUCUUUCAGUACACUGAUGUUAAACUUCAUCCCUAUAUUGGUUUUAUGAUCUGGAAAGAUGGUAGAUUCGUAGGUUGGAUAUGGGGGAAGAUACUUUCAAGUAUGGUUUUGAGGCUAAACAGAUGGUACGUGUCAAAAGCUGCGGUAGUUACUGGCUGAGGAAGAACAGGAGCGCCCGAGAGUUAGGUAUAUGUAACGCUCUUUCCUUCAAGCUAAGACUAGGGAAACAUGAUGUACUACAUUCACGGGACACUACAAUUGUCUAUGAGGUCUUUCGAUUAUUGUAUUACUGUAGUUUUAACUCAAUUAUCUGCUCGCUUACAGUCUCAGAUACGGGGACCACGAUCCAUAUUUCCUUAGUGCCGACAUCCUACAUUACGCUGCAUCAGUUCGAAUGCUGCAGAUGUAUCCUGUGUUGUUCCUCCCAUAUUAUGUGGAAGUAUAUUGGUCCUCACCCUCAGCUUAGAUUAUGUCGGAUUGAAACAGGCCCUUCUGUUUGACCUCGGAAGCUGGAUUUUUAACAGGGAUAAACCAGCAUUGGCAGACUAACCUCUUGUAAUGGCCUAUCAUUUUACUAUAUACAACUUGGAGGUUCCGCGUAUUGCGUUUGAGAU
Rhodamnia argentea is the source of this 2095-nucleotide messenger RNA. Its product is annotated as PI-PLC X domain-containing protein At5g67130. Gene Ontology annotation, molecular function: phosphoric diester hydrolase activity. Gene Ontology annotation, biological process: lipid metabolic process. Bases 120 to 1421 code for a protein of 433 amino acids. Lineage: Eukaryota; Viridiplantae; Streptophyta; Magnoliopsida; Myrtales; Myrtaceae. The transcript is spliced from 9 exons. The record is from RefSeq and is a predicted model, not a curated record.